Messenger RNA from Cladophialophora yegresii CBS 114405, 756 nucleotides. RefSeq lists its product as uncharacterized. NCBI's taxonomy places the organism in Eukaryota, Fungi, Ascomycota, Eurotiomycetes, Chaetothyriales, Herpotrichiellaceae. Gene Ontology annotation, biological process: arachidonate metabolic process. The record is from RefSeq and is a predicted model, not a curated record. Gene Ontology annotation, cellular component: membrane. The coding region runs from base 1 to 756 and encodes 251 amino acids. The transcript is spliced from 2 exons.
AUGGCGACGACGGCCGCGCCAGUCUUCUUCGAGCGCCAAUACGAUGGCACCGAUGCCUAUGUUGACGGCGGGCUAGGUUUCAACAGUCCCGCAAAGAUCGCCUACAAAGACGUCAGUGACAGGCAUGAUCUCCCACCAAAGAUCGUCAUCAGCGUUGGCACAGACGUCGGCGAAGUUGUCGAUGACAUGCGCUUUAUGGCGGACAGGUUCGAUUUCAAGUUCACACGACUCUCCGUCCCGAAUACCAUCCUUUUGGAGGGCCAUUGUCUGGGAGAUAUUCCACUGGAUGACUGGCGGCCCAAGCUUGGAGGACGGACCACAUUGGAAAGGCUGGAGAAUCUGACCAAUGCAUAUUUGGCCCGGGCUGAGACUCGAAGAAUGCUGGAAGAAUGCGCGCGGGAGCUCGUCUUGCUCAGACGACAACGCGCCCGGACGGAGCGCUGGGAGACUUACGCCAUGGACAUCACCUACCGGUGCUGUGCCGACGAGAACUGCCAUGCUGGGCCUUAUCUGAAGAACAGACCCAGCAUGAGGCGGCAUGUUAAUGAGGCACAUGGGGAACUCACCCGGGAGAAAAGCCCGCAGGAGGUGGAAAACCUCCUCAACACCUGCCGAGUUGCGAAAGGCGGGGCCGAAGGCCCACGUAGUCGUAGUGGGAGUCGGCGGCUGACUCGACAAGGCACCAACGGUGUUGAGUCUGAGUACGUACCGAUAUGGCACAGCUGGAGUCACUUGGAAAAGGGCGAUGCAGAGUGA